CUCCGGGCCGCACAGCUACACGGUGCGCUGGUCUGUGCGGAACUUCUCGUCCGUCUCCAGCUUUCGGGUGUACCACCAGGGGGCGCUCCGGGGCUCCACCCUCCUCAGCUGGCACACGGUGACGGGCCUGCUGCCCUGCAGGCAGUACAGCUGCAGGGUGGAGGCUUUGUGUGGGGCCAGCACGGUCAUGAGCUCCACCACCAUCCCCACCAGCACAGGCCCUGGCGAUGUGCUGGAUCUCCGGUUUUGGCAGGAGGACUCGAUGGCCUUGUGGAGCAGCAGUUCUGGGGCGGGCCUGGCACUCUCAUACUGGCUCUCUGAGAGAGGCCAGCCGGUCGUCCAGCAGGGCAGGCUUGAGGGUCCCCCCCCUGUCUCUGAAGGGCCUGAGGCCUGGUGCCCUGUAUGACCUGGAGGUGGUGCUAGAGUGCCCAGGGGGUGCAGAGCAGGGCGCCACAGCUGUGCUGCAGUUCACCACAGAAGAAGUCCCCGGCGACGCCCCCAAAAAUUCCAGAGCCCGAUCCAGUGGCACCACCAGCGAACGCUCUGCAGGCCCAACCACAGAGCGGCUCGGACUGCAGGGCCGUCUCGCGGACCACAGGAUGUUCCUUGUUGUGCCGUGGACAAUUCCGUCACCGCUGAAAGAUCCAGCUGCAGAGUCUCGGGUCCUGCUGGAGGGCGUUAUUAAACGCCAGGAUGUUGUCCUCGCAGAAACGGGGAUGUUCUCGCGCUGCCAGACGGGCGACGUCUCGGGCGCCGUCUCCAAGCCUUUCCUCCUCCGGCACUUUGGCGGGAACGUGACCGCCGUCCUCAACGACGGCCGCUGCUCCCUCCAAGAGACGGACAAGUUGUAUUACUACAGGAUGACUAGCGCCCCUUCUCUGUGCGGAGGGGAAACGCUGCUGAACCAGACUCAUGUGUCUCUGAGGAACACUAUGACCGUGACCCUGAGCAGUGGGAGCUCCAUCACGCAGAGGGACCUGAAGGUGCUGUGGACCUGUGCCUACCCCCUGCUCCACACCUCCACCGCCCACACCCAGCCUGGCCUGGCAUGGUUCUCCUCUCACAGCGUGGUGCAGGCCAGCUCCUCGCGCCUCCUGCAGCUCAGCAUGGGCCUGUACAGCGACGCCUCCUAUGCCUCCUCCCACGCCUACGCCGGCCCCGUGGAGCUGCCCCUCUCCGCGCGCCUGCACAUCCAGGUGACCCUGCACUCCCAGGACAGCCUGGCCUUCCAAAUGAGCCUGCAGCUGGAGGCCACAGAGACCACCGACCCACUGGAGGAGAGGAGGGCCUUUUACCUGAAGGAAGGGUGA
Conger conger (European conger) is the source of this 1310-nucleotide messenger RNA. RefSeq lists its product as uncharacterized. The record is from RefSeq and is a predicted model, not a curated record. Bases 228 to 1310 code for a protein of 360 amino acids. The transcript has 6 exons. Gene Ontology annotation, biological process: neutrophil migration. NCBI's taxonomy places the organism in Eukaryota, Metazoa, Chordata, Actinopteri, Anguilliformes, Congridae. Gene Ontology annotation, cellular component: cell surface; apical plasma membrane.